Messenger RNA from Pygocentrus nattereri (red-bellied piranha), 1264 nucleotides. Its product is annotated as GTPase IMAP family member 7-like. Bases 298 to 1107 code for a protein of 269 amino acids. NCBI's taxonomy places the organism in Eukaryota, Metazoa, Chordata, Actinopteri, Characiformes, Serrasalmidae. The record is from RefSeq and is a predicted model, not a curated record. Gene Ontology annotation, molecular function: GTP binding. The transcript is spliced from 7 exons.
AGAUGGUUUCACUUUCAGCAAAACUUCAUCACACCGAAACUUCCACAUUUUAACAUCUGUGCUGCUGUUUAAAGGCAUCCGACAAACCUUCCUUCAGAUGCCUUGAGCAUAAGGUCUGUGAUUGGCCAUCUGGACAUUUCUGCAACAUCAGUCAACAGCCCUGGAUGGAACCUCAAGAGGCAUAGGCAGACAUUCUACAGUCUGGACUACACAGAUCUGUCACUAGUUGAAUAGAGGAAUUUAUUUUUACAACACACACAUGUUUAUUAUACUUAACCUCAGGACUCUUGAAUAACCAUGUCAAACACCAUGGCGAAAGAAACAAAAUUGGAGGAAUCUGUGGUCCGGAUUGUUCUGCUGGGUAAAACUGGCUCAGGUAAGAGUGCAACUGGAAACACCAUCCUGGGCAGAGAGGCUUUCUCAGUGGAGUGCUCUCCUGAGUCAUGCACUAAAACAAGUCAGAAAGAAAAUGCAGUAGUCAAUGAAAGAGCCGUCUCAGUCAUUGACACUCCAGGACUUUGUGACACAUCAAUGUCUCCUGAAUCAGUAAAAGCUGAAGUGGAAAAGUGUAUUUACAGGUCAGUUCCUGGUCCUCAUGUGUUCCUGCUGGUGAUCAGACUCGGAGUAAAAUUCACAGAAGAAGAGAGUAACACUGUGAAGUGGAUUCAGGAGAACUUUGGAGAAGAUGCAUCAAUGUACACAAUCAUAUUGUUCACUUUUAAAGAUCAUGUGAAAGGAAAGACUGUAAAACAAUACAUUAAUGACAGUAAAUAUCUCAGAAAACUACUAAAUAGUUGUGGAAACAGGUACCACUUUCUUAACAAUGAGGACAGAGAGAACCACACUCAGGUUGAUGAUCUGCUGAAAAAGAUAGUGGACAUGGUAGAGGUGAACCAGGGAAAGUACUACACUAAUGAGAUGUAUAAGGAGGCUCAGAGAAAGAUCUCUGAAAAUCGGAUACAGAUAAUUAAAUCACUAGUGAUGAAUUUUAAAAUGGUAGUAAGAUUUCUGAAAGCACUGAUGAAAUGCACGCAAUGCUUUUUGCAAAUUCUCAUAUGUGGUUUGCAGUUUUUCCUACAGAGAAGAAAUGCAUUGUGUUGGAAGUAAGAAAAAUCACCAGAUUAUGAAGGAUUUUGGCCCUCCAGGACUGGAUUUUCCCCUUAACCUACAGUGAAAAGUGCAGUGCUCUUCAGUUAUAGACCUACAGUAUCUCACAAAAGUGAGUACACCCCUCACAUUUCUGCAAAUAUUUAUAACUUUUCAU